AGGCGAGCAGGCAUGCCGGUCGAAGGUGCGCGCGACCGCACCGGAGAGACGAGGAAGAGAGGAGACGAGAGAGAGUAGUCGAGGACGGUGGGAUAGAGCGAGAGCGAAAGCGAGAAAGAGAGCGUUUGGAAGAGAGAAAGAAAGAGAGAGAGUGAGAGAGACGGAAAGGAAAGAGAUAGAAUGAGAGACAGAGGGACAGAGAGAGAGAGAGAGAGAGAGAGAGAACACGUUAGUGCGAGACAAAGAGGGGAGCGUAGCGAAGGGAUGAUGGAAGGGACUGGCGGAGGGGAAAGGGCAUAGCCCAGUGGAGCGCUCGGCUAGCGUUCGGUGGAGAGUUCGGUUCAGUUCGGCACGAGUUGCCGUGGUUGUCGGUCGUUAGUAGACGUCUCCUGCGUGAGUUCUCAUCGCUAUCUCUCCUGUCUCUCUCUCUCUCUCUCUUUCUUUCUCUUUCUCUUUCUCUCUCUCUCUCCCUGCCAUAUCCUACCACCACCACCUCUACCAAACCAUCACCUCCCACCCCCCUAUCCCCCAAUCCCCCCGUUCUCUGGCACCCGCCGAGCAAGUCCUCGAUGCCUUCGUCGUCGUUGUCGUCGUCGUCGUCGUCGCCGUCGUCGUCGUCGUCGUCGUCAUCGUCGUCGUCGUCGUCCCAAGUAUUAGUAGUGGUGGACCGCCGUUGCGCGUUACUUCCGAAAACGGCCGCGCGGUAGUACGCGGCGCUGUCGUACGGCUCUACUUUUCGUCACCGUCUACGCGCUCGUCGUACCGAGGAUUCGCCUGCCGUUUCUCGUUCCUCAAAUGGACGAGGAACCUCGAGCAUCGAUAUCGUGGCUGCCCGAAGGAAUUAUCAUGUUUCUUCUACGUUGCUAAAGUUUCCCCGUCGCAAACGGUCAACAAAAGACCCUAAGAAAAACAUGGCAGGGGUUGGGAAAAGAACUUACUUGCGGGACGUGAAUCCCUAUCUCAUCUGUCCUCUAUGCAGAGGAUAUUUGAUAGAUGCGACGACGGUCGUUGAGUGCUUGCAUUCUUUUUGCAGAAGCUGUAUCCUAAAACACCUUAAUACGGAGGCACGUUGUCCUUCUUGCAAUCAUGUAUUGAACAAGGCUAAACCAAACAUCAAAGCUGACAAAGCUUUACAAGAUAUCGUGUACAAACUAGUUCCUGGACUUUAUCAUAAGGAGAUGCGCAGAAGAAGAGAAUUUUACAGAAGACAUCCCGAGCAUGGUAAGUUUAGAUUUUUCUCGUAUCGAAGAAAAUUUGGCGAGAAAAUUUGUCGGCCUAGAUACGUUCAAUGUCAAUCGUCUUCCUUUCCAACAGCAGAUGUCGCGACUCCGGAGCAACGAGGGGAAGAUGUGAGCGGUCGAUUAAUCUUUGCGCCUGAAGACGCAGUCAGCUUGAGUCUCGAGUACCUUCCACCUGGUGCCGAUCCAUUGACGAUUUUGUUGAGUACAAACGAGUCUGACCAUUCGUCUAACAAUAAUAACAACAACAAUAACAACAAUAUUAAUAACAACAACACUGUCAACAACAGCAACAACAAUGGCAGUGCUAGCAACAGUAACAAUAACAACAGCAACAAUAAUAAUGGCAACAACAAUAGCAAUAAUAAUAAUAGUAGUAAUAGUAAUAAUACUAGUAGCAACACCACGAGCAAUAGACGGUAUCUUCAAUGUCCCGCCCUAGUUACGAUAGCGCAUCUUAAAAAGUUCUUAGCUUUGAAAUACAGCGUCGAUAUGACAAGAUAUACUAUCGAAAUAUGUCAUCGAAGAGCACCGCUACCAGAACAUUGGACUCUUAUGGACGUAGCCUACAUAUACGCUUGGAAAAGGAACGCCCCUAUGAGAUUCUUUUAUCGUGUUGCACAAGAAGAACAAGCCUUGGAAGCACCGUUACAUGAAAGACCAUCCACGCCUGGAUUAGGUGCUAGUUUACCACCUAGUGACAAUUCGGUCAAUGUGCGUGAUGAUGACGCGGAACAAAUACCAGAAGUCGAACGUAAGGCGAAAGAAGAUGACAAGGAAGAUGUCGUAGAGAAAAAUGAAGUUGAACCAGCGAAGGAAAAGUUACAGAACCCAGUAAUCCCUUCCGAUCGUUUAAAAGAAUCGAAAGCGAUCGAGAAGGAUGAUAAGAAAAUGGAUGUGCCGUCUUCGACGGUCGCUAGAACAUUACCAACGACUUCACCUACUACCACAACGGUGACAUCGACGAUAAGUAAUACUGUGUGUUCGACAGCGAUCACACUUUCUCCGACUACAUCCACCACUACUGCAACAUCUGUCACUACGGCAACUGCUACGUCUGUAUCUCCAGCUGUUGCUAUAACUACGGUUGCAUCUACAACUUUAGCCACGACUACUACGGCUACUACUAUAACCAUGACUACGGCUACGGCUACGGCUACGGCUACAACUACGACUACGGAUACGGCUAUGACUACAGCUACGGAUACGGCUAUGACUACAGAUACGGCUACAACGUCGACUACGGCUACGGCUACAACGUCGACUACGGCUACGGCUAUAGCUACGGUUACGACUACGGCUAAGGCUAAGACUACGACUACGACUACGACUACGACUACGGCUACGGCUACGGCUACGGCUACGGCUACGUCUACGUCUACGUCUACGUCUACAACUACGACUACAGCUACAGCUACAGCCACAACCAUGGUUACAGCUACGACUACAACUGCGACUACAACAAUUCUAACUUCGACAACAAUGAAUACAAUGUCGACAAGCACGACCACUGCGUCUAACACGAUAAUAACAUCUACGGUUAACGAGGAGAGCAAUAAGCAAAUCAAAACGCCGAUAAAAAUAUUGAAAAAUUCUGAUGGAAAUUACGAAGUGUUGAGAAGUCCACCCCCUAAUUGGCAUUCCAAAGAACAAAAUUCAAAUUCUUGUGACGUCAAAACCACGAGCCCUGAAUUUAGUGUUGUAAGUAUCGGGGAUGGACAAAAUUCCAACGGAGUGAAAAUAACUCUAAAACAAUGUUCAGCUCCUAAUACAAAUCCAAAUCCAAAGAAACCAAAAGUAAUUAGUAAUGUUUUGUUACACUGUGGACAGGUUGAGAGGGAACCAUCUGGCGGAUUGCUAUUCCAGCAUCUUCAAAAAGAUAAGGAGAAAUUUCAAACGGUGGAUAAACAGGAGAAACAGAAACGCAGAGUCACUUUUAUGGACAAACCAACUACGGUAAAAACUAUGUUUAAUGUAUCGAAAACUAUAAUAAAAAAGACGACCGAGCAAAACGAUCGGAAGAAACAGUUUCUUCAAGGAUUUCAGUUGGCCGCGAAAGAACCAACAAUAGAGAAUUUACUGAUCGAUAAAAGCCCAAAGAUGACGAGCGGAAACGCAAAUAUAACUAGUGAAAAUACAGCACAAACGAAUGCGAUCGUUAAUAAGAAAGAACACAAUAACGUUAAAACGAAUGGUUUAGAAAUCGAAGGAAUGAAUGAAAAAACCAAUACGGAAAAUGGUAACGCCGGAUUUGGAAAUUUAUUAAACGAUAAGAAAUCUAAUAAUAACGUAGUAACGAAUAUCUCUCAAAAUAUAAUAAAAUCUAAUAUUAAUAAAUCGUUUAUCGAGGCCGAGACACGAGUUAUCGGUAUAAAUACAACUAGAAAUAUUAACAGUAAUGCUAAUGUCAACGUCAACAGUCCUACGAAGAUGGACGUUUAUGCUUUCCCAAAUGAUCCUGUAGUCCCUGUAGGUGCUGUUAAAAGAAAGUGUCCACCUGGUUUACCUAUUUCCGAAGUGAAACGUAAACGGCAGCAAACGUCUCAGGUGCAAUCCGCGACGAAAAAGGCAACUGUGUCGACUCAAAGCAUCCCCAAGACAUCUCGAAAAUGUGGAAACGAACAACAAAUCAUGUCACCGAAGAAACCUAUGAAUGUGGUGAAUGAUUCCGGUCCCAGUCGUACGCUUAACGUCGCAACACCCAAGACAUCACCGUCGAAUCCAUUAUUUUCAAAUGACACGAGGAAUCUGUUGGAUGGUUGCGGUUUGAAUAUACCUGCGAGUUUGAGUAUAACCUUGACAGCACCGAAGUCACCGGGAAAUAGCGGAUGUUCAAACGAUAUCAACGAUAGCAAGGAUAAUCGAAAGAACGUUUUAGGAAAGGUGAGUCCAAGUAUUACACUUAACGAUAGAUGCGUCGAUCCACGUGUAUUGAAAGCUCUGAAGACUGGACAAAUCAGGAUGCCUGCUCCUCCUAAACCUAGACAAACGAAACAAGGAGAUCGCGAGAGCAGCCAUCAGCGUCAGACUCCUCCUGGUAAAAGGAAACGAGAACAAGAAUCCAGAGAUAUCUUGGAUCUGAGUGGUGGUAAAAAGAUGGAUAUACAUCCUUUGAGAAUACCUCAACCGGUGACGAAAUUGAAAGCGAAAUCGCCGAUAAGAGAAAAUAUACCAGGUAUCAUCGAUCAAGGACAAGUAGUUACACUGAUGAGCGGUCACCGAUACUAUAGAGCUCCGCCAGGUUCUUUAACGCCGGCGGCUCAUCGUGUCAGCGAUUGUCCUCUUCCUACACCCGGACGUACUCCAGUUUAUGCACCAACAGGACUAUCCGGCUCGAUGAAUGGAAACCGUACUAAUACCAGUCUAUCGUCCGUGUUUCCAAGUUUGCAGAGCCUUUACGCUUUGAGUCAAGCGCCGAACCUUCAACAAUUUCAAAUGGACGCAAUGAUGAGAUUACCGCGAGGUGGAGGAAGUAGUGGUGGUGUUAAUGGUGGAGGUGUAGGCAUAAGCGGAAGCGGAGAUAACAUAAUUCCGAAUAGCUGUAUAUCUAAUAACAUAGCAAGUUCCGAAAGUGUUAGUGUUGGUGGUAACGUACCUGGUAAGAGUCAUUUAGCUGCACAAUGUGCUCCUGUGAAACCAGCUAGAUCCUCGGUUGCACCUUUAGCAGUUCCUAUCACGAAGCAUCAACCGAGCGAACGGACUGUAUCCAAUUGCUUGAACAGACAAAUCGCAAAUGAUACGAACAAAAAUGUGACUUUCCGUAAUAACGAUAAUUCUCCGACUUCGGGCGAUGUCGCUGAGAGACUUUCCGCUCAACCAAAAUACUCACCAGCUCUUGAAACCAACGACAAGUUCACUGUACGGAAGGAAAAUGGAAAAACUGGAAGUAACGAUGAUAAAACAAUGUCUUCUAAUGUAGCGCGUGAUCUCAGAUUAGAAUUGAUUACGGAUAAUUCGAACGAACGCAACAAUUCUGUGAAUCAACAACAGCCACAACAGCAACAGCAACAACAACAGCAGCAACAACAACAGCAACAACAACAACAACAACAACAACAACAGCAGCAGCAGCAGCAGCAGCAACAACAACAACAACAACAACAACAACAAAAACAACAACAAUACAAUCGCGAAGCUGCAAGUCCAAGAGUUUCCUCGACCGCAUCACCAUCUCCACCUCCUAGCGAAAGUAACAGCAACGCUUGCGUAGAUGAAAAUAAAGUAACGAGACAACAGGAGGACGGUAAUGAUACGAUCAAUCGUUCAGAUGAAAAUCGAAACGACGUGCCGGCGCAAUCGAACGCCCUAAUAAAAAACAACCCUAAUACCGAAGUCUCAAGUACGAAGUCUCCUGCCAGUCCAGACUCAAGUUCCGUUGCUGCGGAUAGUUCUCUCGUUAAAGUUUGUCCAAACGUGGAUCAACAAACUUCCUCGUCUACGCAAGAGCCCGAACGUAAUGUCAAAUCUACCGAUUCACCGACUAAAAUAGACGUUUCUACGCGCGAAGAUUCUCCCGUUGACGGGGAAAAAAAUAAAACUAAUGCGACGAAAUUAUUGGACGGCAAACAAAUGACCUCGGAAAUGUUACAAAAACGAUUAUUGGCAGCGUUUCCCACGAACGAAUGGGCAAACAAUCCGAUAGCGGCCGAACAUUUGGGUAAUUUUUUAAAGAGUUUGAAUGCCUCGAUGAAAACUGAGAACAACGCGAUUUCGGAAAAAACGAUCGAAAAUAAAACUGUCGAAAGUGAUAGCGAUUGUGUUAAGCCGAUAUUUACGAAUAGUGAGGUGUCGUCCAAUCAAAAAAAGGAAAUCGGCGAACGAUCGUAAUCAGUUAUUAACUUGUUUGUUAAUAAACGGAUUGAAAAACUCUAACGAAAUCGUCGUUAUUAAAAGAGGGUCCAUCUUUGCUUAUGAUUCUCGAAAGACUACGAGCAGACACUGCCAUUUAAUUAUCUAAAACGUACAUGACUUUAUUACCUGCUUUCUCGUGUAAGCCCAAUACGCGACAUCUAUCAUUAUAUAGAUAGUUAUAAUAUAAACACAGAGUAUUUUGAAAACUACGUAUAAACGUCUUGUCGAGAAUGAACUCGAAGGAACUUUAUUUUUUUAUAUGUGAAAAACGUGUCACGCAUGUACGUAUACUUUAGCAAUUUACACGUACGAAAACUAUUUUCUCUCUGUGUGUGUACUUCGGACAUUGAUUAUUUAGAAAUUGUAAAUGCUUUAUAUAGGGGGGG
This is a messenger RNA of Vespula pensylvanica (western yellowjacket), 6475 nucleotides long. Its product is annotated as mucin-5AC-like. The transcript is spliced from 6 exons. Gene Ontology annotation, biological process: negative regulation of transcription by RNA polymerase II. Bases 912 to 6065 code for a protein of 1717 amino acids. Gene Ontology annotation, molecular function: promoter-specific chromatin binding. Lineage: Eukaryota; Metazoa; Arthropoda; Insecta; Hymenoptera; Vespidae. The record is from RefSeq and is a predicted model, not a curated record. Gene Ontology annotation, cellular component: PRC1 complex.